AUGAACGCUCUCAUCUCUAGCAGACUGACCUUCUCAAAGGCCUCUGCGCGUAUCCUCGCACGUACUUUCGCAUCUUCCGCACCUCGCGCCAAAAUCUCUAAAAUCUUAAACUCUACUGACGAAGCUGUCGCCAAAUCCGGUCUCAAAUCCGGUGAUAUUGUCCUUGCCGGAGGUUUCGGACUUUGCGGUAUCCCAGAUACAAUCAUCGAUUCCAUUCUUAAACAAAAAUCAUCAAUCAAAGACCUCACCAUUGUUUCAAAUAACGCAGGUGUCGACGGUAAAGGUCUGGGGAAACUCCUCAACUCUGGCCAAGUAAGCAAAGCUAUCGUCUCAUACAUUGGAGAAAAUAAAUUCUUUGAAAAACUUUACCUCACAGGCGAAAUCUCUCUUCAACUCACCCCACAGGGUACUAUCGCUGAACGCCUUAAAGCUGCUGCCUCAGGUGUCCCAGCUUUUUAUACCCCAGCUGCCCUUAACACUGUUGUUGAACACGGCCAACUCCCCAUCAGAUACAACCCAGACGGAACUGUCAUGACCUAUUCCGAAGAAAAGGAAACCCGCAUUUUCGAUGGCAAACGUUACCUCCUCGAACACGCCCUUGUCGGUGAUGUCGGUAUCAUCAAAGCAUACAAGGCUGACCGCUUAGGUAACUGUGUUUUCCACUCUACCGCACAUAACUUUAACGGUGUCAUGGCCCGUGCUGCCAAAAUGACCAUUGUUGAAGCUGACCAUAUUGUCGAGGUCGGUGAACUCUCUCCUAAUGAAAUUACAAUCCCUGGUAUCUACGUCAACUACGUGGUCCAGUCCCUUAACCCUCACCAAUUCGAACGUCUUGAGUUUGCCAAGGAAUCUACCGAAGUGGAACACCAUGACGUUAAAGACAUGUCAAAGAAGGAGAAAAUUGCACGCCGUGCUGCUCUUGAAUUUAAGGAAGGCAUGUAUGUCAAUCUGGGUAUUGGUGUGCCAAUCAUGGCUGCUUCUUAUGCUGACCCUAAUAUCGAUAUGCAACUGCAAUCUGAAAACGGUGUUCUUGGACUUGGUGGUCUGCCCAGACCUGGCGAGGAAGAUCCCGAUACUAUUUCCGCAGGUAAGGCUGCUGCUACUCUGACAAAGGGUGCUUCUGUUUUCGGUUCAGAGGAAUCUUUCGCCAUGAUCCGUGCUGGUAAAAUGGAUAUGGCUAUGCUUGGUGCUAUGGAAGUUUCCAAGGAUGGUGAUCUUGCCAACUGGUUCAUCCCUGGUAAAGUUAAAGGUAUGGGAGGUGCCAUGGAUCUUGUUGCAAACCCUGAAAAAACUCGUGUUGUUGUCUGCACUGACCACGUCGAUAAGUUUGGCCGUCCUAAGAUUGUGGAAGAAUGCUCUCUGCCAAUCACUGGCGCUAAAGUUGUCUCUAGAAUUAUCUCAGAUAUGGCUGUCUUUGAUGUUGAUCACAAUUCCGGUCUUCUUCUGAGGGAAGUUGCCCCUGGUCUUACUGUGGAUGAUAUCAAGGCUGCUACUGGUACUUCUUUCCAAGUGGCCUCUGAUCUCAAGACCAUUGAAUACGCUCCUUAG
Magnusiomyces paraingens is the source of this 1548-nucleotide messenger RNA. RefSeq lists its product as uncharacterized. Gene Ontology annotation, biological process: ketone body catabolic process. Bases 1 to 1548 code for a protein of 515 amino acids. NCBI's taxonomy places the organism in Eukaryota, Fungi, Ascomycota, Dipodascomycetes, Dipodascales, Dipodascaceae. The record is from RefSeq and is a predicted model, not a curated record. The transcript has a single exon. Gene Ontology annotation, molecular function: succinyl-CoA:3-oxo-acid CoA-transferase activity.